AUGACACGGCUGAACAACUUGGACUCAGAGCUAGCACAAGAACUUGGUGAUUUUCCUGAAGAUGACUUGGACAUUGUCUUUACACCCAAAGAGUGCAGAACUUUGCAACCCUCUAUGCCAGAAGAUGGGGUUGAACUGGACUCACAUGUCAGAGAUUGUGUUCAGACGUAUAUCCGGGAGUGGCUGAUUGUGAAUCGAAAGAACCAAGGGAAUUCAGAUACUUGUAGCCUGAAAAACAAGGGGUCCCGAAAAGAUUUUCACAAGACCCUUCAAAAACAAACAUUUGAGUCGGAAACAGUGGAUUCCAGCGAUGCAAACUUUCAGGAAGAUGCAGUGGAGAUACGGCCAGUGCCUGAUCGCCCAAGGGAACAUCUGGGCAACAGGAUUUUGGUGAAGCUGCAAACUCUGAAGUUUGAUAUAGAGAUUGAACCUUUGUUUGCAUGCAUAGCUCUCUAUGACAUAAAAGAAAGAAAAAAGAUCUCAGAAAAUUUUCACUGUGACCUCAACUCUGAUUCAUUAAGAGGAUUCUUGCGUUCUCAUACAGCCUCCAUUGACUUGUCUACUCAGGCAAGAUCAGCAGUAUUUUCCGUCACUUAUCCCUCAUCAGAUAUAUACCUAGUAAUAAAGAUAGAAAAAGUGCUUCAGCAAGGAGAAAUCGGAGAUUGUGCAGAACCCUACAUGGUUCUUAAAGAAAGUGAGGCUGGCAAGACAAAAGAAAAGAUUGAAAAACUGAAAGCCCAAGCUGAAUCCUUUUGUCAGCGGUUGGGGAAAUACAGAAUGCCGUUCGCCUGGAUUCCCAUAAGCCUAACUAAUUUCUUCAACCUUUCAACACUUGAACGAGAAAUACCUGAGGCUGAAGGUUUAAACGGUAGAUCUGCUAGUGACAAGAGGGCAAUGCUGCUGCAGGCAAGAAGACUUUCUGAGAGAAGUCUCAGCUCGGAGGACAGCUAUCCAGCACCAAACUUUAAAACAAUCUCUCUGACCCUCAACACCUUCUUUAAACAG
Messenger RNA from Tauraco erythrolophus (red-crested turaco), 1005 nucleotides. The record is from RefSeq and is a predicted model, not a curated record. Lineage: Eukaryota; Metazoa; Chordata; Aves; Musophagiformes; Musophagidae.